Messenger RNA from Effrenium voratum, 1506 nucleotides. Lineage: Eukaryota; Dinophyceae; Suessiales; Symbiodiniaceae. The record is from the annotation of a GenBank genome assembly.
AUGGCUGAAAGAUACCUGAUCACGAAGGUGGCGACGGUGGAGGGGGCCGCGGUGCCGGAGCUGGUGAAGCUGAAGAUCGCCCGCGACGAGAAGCUGGCGGAGGAGAAGAAGGCAGCCAUAGAAGCUCAGAAGAAGACGCGGCAGGAGGAGAGGGCCAAGCUCAAGGAGCGCACGGCCGCCUACGAAAAGGAAUACGCGGACAACGCCGCGGAGCUGGUGAAGCUGAGAAGAGAGGCCAAGGUGAAUGGGAACUUCUUCGUGGAGCCCGAGGCGAAGCUGCUCUUUGUGGUCCGCAUCGCGGGUAUUAUCAAGAUGAGCCCCAAGCCCAGGAAGGUGUUGCAGCUACUGCGGCUGAAGCAGCUGCACAAUGGGGUCUUUCUGAAGGUGAACAAGCCCAUCCUGAACAUGCUGAAGCUCGUGCAGCCCUACGUCACCUACGGCUUCCCCUCCCUGAAGACUGUGCGAGAGCUGGUCUACAAGAGGGGCUUCGGCAAGGUCAAUAAGCAGCGCAUCCCUCUGUCCUCCAACGACAUCAUCUCGGACAGCUUGGGCAAGUUCGGCAUCCACGGAGUGGAGGACAUCAUCCACGAGAUCUACACGGUGGGCCCCAACUUCAAGCAGGUGUCCAACUUCCUGUGGCCCUUCAAGCUGUCCUCCCCCAAGGGCGGCUUCAUCAACAAGCGCCAUGGCUUCUGCGAGGGCCGGGGCGGAGAUUGGGGCAACCGCGAGGAGCGGACGGACGAGUCCAUCGGGGGACCCGCAGAUCAGGUGGCGUCGGUGGAGGGGGCGGCGGUCCCGGAGCUGGUGAAGCUGAAGGUCGCCCGCGACGAGAAGCUGGCGGAGGAGAAGAAGGCGGCCAUUGCGGCGAUUAAGAAGACCAAAGAGGAGGAGAGGGCAAAGCUCAAGGAGCGCACAGCUGCCUAUGAGAAGGAGUAUGCAGAGGCUUCAAAGGAGCUUGUGAAGCUCCGAAGGGAGGCAAAGGUGAACGGCAACUUCUUCGUUGAGCCAGAGGCAAAGCUGCUGUUUGUCGUUCGUAUUGCGGGCAUCAUCAAGAUGAGCCCCAAGCCAAGGAAAGUGCUGCAGCUGCUGCGCUUGAAGCAGCUGCACAAUGGCGUUUUCCUCAAGGUGAACAAGCCCAUCUUGAACAUGCUCAAGCUCGUGCAGCCGUACGUGACAUACGGCUACCCGUCCCUGAAGACCGUCAGAGAGCUGGUCUAUAAGAGGGGCUUCGGCAAGGUCAACAAGCAGCGCAUCCCCCUGUCAUCCAACGACAUCAUCUCGGAGAGCUUGGGCAAGUUCGGCAUCCAUGGCAUGGAGGACAUCAUCCACGAGAUCUACACCGUGGGCCCCAACUUCAAGCAGGUGUCCAACUUCCUGUGGCCCUUCAAGCUGUCCUCGCCCAAGGGCGGCUUCAUCAACAAGCGCCACGGCUUCUGCGAGGGCCGGGGCGGCGACUGGGGCAACCGCGAGGAGCUGAUCAACGACCUCCUCAGGCGCAUGAACUGA